GGUAAAGAAGAAAAUGAAUUAAAUUUUAGAAAAGGAGAUUUAAUUGAAGUAAUUGAGAAAGGAGAUGGACCUAAUAGUUGGUGGAAAGGUAAAAUAAAUGGAAUUGUGGGCGAUUUUCCCGUUAUUUGGGUAGUUGUUGGAUGUACAUUAUUUGCUACAGGAUUAUUAAUCGGCUUUUUAUACUGUUCAAGGAGGAGAAAGAGACAUUCAGCAAUUGAAUUGAUAUUAACAGUCUCUGAGGCCAAAAAAACUAUACAACAGGAAUUGAAUUAUUUGAGAAGUAACUUUAGUUCAAAGGAACUUCAGAUCAAUAUUAUUUAUCUUACGAUAUAUUCCGGCACAAGUUGGAUUACAACAUUUACAGUGAACGCAAAUGAUAGGGAAACACCUUUAAACAAUCUUGAUUCAGAUGACAAAUAUAGUGCACCUAUAGAUAAAAACAUAAUUUUUUCUAUUUGGCCAUGGAGAGAAAUAAUGAAUACUGCAUUAACGGAUAUGUGUGCAGUUAAGAAUGGUUGGGUUAUUAUUGGGAUUGUUGUUGGAAAAGAUAAACAUACACCCCCAUCACCGACACUACAACAAAAUUCGAUUGUACCAACAAAUGUUAUUUAUGCUUCUGUAUUGUAUGAUUUCGAGGGAGAUUUAAUUGAAGUAAUUGAGAAAGGAGAUGGACCUAAUAGUUGGUGA
Molecule: messenger RNA, 687 nt
Organism: Diversispora eburnea
Lineage: Eukaryota; Fungi; Glomeromycota; Glomeromycetes; Diversisporales; Diversisporaceae
Source: the annotation of a GenBank genome assembly